CGCCGCCCCCUCCCCAAAUUCCGCGUCCUGGCCCAAAGGGGCCCCCCCCGGGAGCCCCCGGCCCGCGAGGAUUCGGGGUUCGGCUUCUGCUUUCGGCAGCUGCACGAGGGGCAGUGCCGCUCGCCGCUCCCGGGGCUCCGGACCCGCGACAUUUGCUGCAGGGGGGGGGCGGGGGUGGCCUGGGGGGUCCGCGAGUGCCACCCGUGCCCCGGAGGGGACCAGCCGUGCCCGCAGGGAUUCCAGCGGCAAAACGGAUCCUGCGCGGACAUUGACGAGUGCCAGGACGGGCGGCUGUGCCAGAACGGGCUCUGCACCAACACCCGCGGCGGCUUCGCCUGUCUGUGCCCGCCGGGAUUUCUGCUGGACUCAUCCCGAUCCAGCUGCAUCUCCCAGCAGGUGCUGUCCGAGGCUCGCGGGCCGUGUUUCCGGCUGCUGCGGGAGGGCGGGGGCUGCGCUCUGCCCACCCUGCGCAACAUCACCCGCCAGGUUUGCUGCUGCAGCCGCGUGGGGAAAGCCUGGGGGGGCUCCUGCCUGCUCUGCCCCCCCUUCGGAUCCGAGCGCCCCUAA
Molecule: messenger RNA, 567 nt
Organism: Poecile atricapillus (Black-capped chickadee)
Lineage: Eukaryota; Metazoa; Chordata; Aves; Passeriformes; Paridae
Product: latent-transforming growth factor beta-binding protein 4-like
Molecular function (GO): calcium ion binding
Source: RefSeq, a predicted model, not a curated record